Messenger RNA from Ochlerotatus camptorhynchus, 1849 nucleotides. It is a transcript of the gene Aldh, whose product is annotated as Aldehyde dehydrogenase. Gene Ontology annotation, molecular function: aldehyde dehydrogenase (NAD+) activity. The transcript has 6 exons. The record is from RefSeq and is a predicted model, not a curated record. Lineage: Eukaryota; Metazoa; Arthropoda; Insecta; Diptera; Culicidae. Bases 222 to 1772 code for a protein of 516 amino acids.
UUGUUCUUGUAUCUCGUCUAUCCCUGAGCUUGUCGGUAUCAUCUGUAUCAUCGGUCCGUUUUUUUUUCUGUACAAUCCGGUUUGUUUUAAUUCUUUCUUGCAGCAACUGGUCUAGUGAGUUAGUGUGAGCUAAUACUGAAUAGCCUUUUUUUCAUCUCUUGUCUUGCAUUAUUCGGAAUACAGCCCGUCUUCAUUUGGCAUUCAUAUAACCUCUGGGUGCAAUGUUACGUAUUCUGCUUAAAAAUUUGCCAAAAUCUGGCGCCGGUAGCCAAAUAGCUAGAUAUUCGUCUAUUCCGGCACCAAAAACCGCUCCUGAAAUCCUCUACACCGGGAUCUUUAUUAACAAUGAAUGGCACAAAAGCAUCGGAGGCAAAGUGUUCCCCACAUUGAAUCCAGCCAACGAGCAAAUUAUCGCCGAGAUUCAGCAGGGCGAGAAGGCUGACAUUGAUGUGGCGGUUAGUGCAGCGCGGGAGGCUUUCAAGCUUGGUUCACCAUGGCGCCGGAUGGAUGCUUCUAAACGAGGACAACUACUGUACAGACUGGCUGAUCUUAUGGAAAGGGACCGUGUCUAUUUAGCUAGUCUGGAGACACUCGAUAAUGGCAAACCGUACUUCAUGUCGUAUAAUGUGGACGUUCAAAUGGCUAUCAACAAUCUGCGCUAUUAUGCAGGAUGGGCCGACAAAAACCAUGGAAAGGUUAUCCCUAUGGACGGUGAGUUCUUUGUCUACACCCGUCACGAACCAGUGGGCGUCUGUGGCCAAAUCAUUCCGUGGAACUUUCCUAUUCUUAUGGCUGCUUGGAAGUUUGGACCAGCAUUGGCAACAGGAAACACAAUCGUUCUGAAGCCUGCUGAGCAAACCAGUUUGACGGCACUAUAUAUGGCCCAGUUAGUCAAGGAGGCUGGAUUCCCUCCGGGUGUCGUUAAUGUUGUACCUGGAUUCGGCGAUGCAGGUGCUGCUCUUGUGCAGCACGAUGAUGUGGACAAAGUAGCGUUCACCGGUUCCACUGAAGUUGGUAAGAAAAUUCAACAAGGUUCGGGCUUGAGCAAUCUGAAACGAACUACUCUAGAGUUGGGUGGCAAGAGUCCGAACAUUAUUCUGUCCGAUGCCGACAUGAAGCAUGCCGUAGAGACAUCACACUUUGGUCUUUUCUUCAACAUGGGCCAAUGCUGUUGUGCUGGUUCGCGCACGUUCAUCGAAGAUAAAAUUUACGACGAAUUCGUAGAACGUAGUGCUGAGAGGGCAAAAAAGCGAACUGUCGGAAAUCCAUUCGAUUUGACUACCGAGCACGGCCCGCAGGUUGAUAAGGCACAAUAUGACAAAAUUUUGAGCUUGAUUGACACGGGCAAAAAGCAAGGCGCCAAACUAGUUGCUGGAGGAAACAAGUACGAGGGAUUACCUGGCUAUUUUAUCGAGCCAACUGUCUUUGCAGAUGUUAAUGAUGAUAUGACCAUCGCUAGAGAGGAGAUUUUCGGUCCUGUGCAGCAGCUCAUCCGUUUCAAAUCAUUAGAUGAGGUAAUCGAGCGGGCCAACAACUCUGAAUACGGACUAGCCGCCGCAGUCUUCUCGAAAGACAUCGAUAAGGUGAAUUAUAUGGUUCAGGGACUUCGAGCUGGCACCGUUUGGGUAAAUACUUACAACGUACUGUCAGCGCAAGCACCGUUUGGAGGAUAUAAAAUGUCCGGUCAUGGCCGUGAAAACGGCGAAUAUGGCCUGCAAGCCUAUACUGAGGUCAAGAGUGUUAUCACUCGUAUUCCGGUGAAAAAUUCAUAAAUUAGAAAUUAUGUUCAUUUAAUCACAUAUAUGUUAUCAUAAUCGUUCUGUGGCUUAACAUGUUUUGGGUAAAAUAA